AUGUCGAAGGAAAUUGCUGGCAGCGUCAUUCACUGCAAAGACGUGAGCCAGAUGUGGCUUGAUCUCCAAGAGAGAUUUUCUCAUGUGAAUAGCGUUAAGCUUUUCCAUAUCGAGAAUGAAAUCCAUGAUUGCGUACAAGGCAGCAUGACUGUGAGUUCCUAUUUUACUAAACUUAAGAGCCUUUGGGAUGAACGAGACGCGUUGUGCUCAAUUCCGGCGUGUAGCUACAGAACAACCAAGGAGAUUGCUUCAUACAUAGAGACUCAAAAAACAAUGAAAUUUCUCAUGGGUCUAAACGACUCAUAUGUCACUGUUCGUAGUAACACACUCUUAUUGGAACCAUUACCCAUGGUAAACAAAGCGUAUUCGCUGGUCCUUCGACAUGAAAGGCAGGCAGAGAUUUCUAAUGAGAAAACCUCUACCCAACCAGAAGUAGCCGUGUUUGCCGUAAAUAACCCAAGUCGUGAGUCUGAAUCAGAAGAGAGGGGCCUUCGGUGUGCAAAGUGCAACUAG
Messenger RNA from Prunus armeniaca (apricot), 513 nucleotides. Lineage: Eukaryota; Viridiplantae; Streptophyta; Magnoliopsida; Rosales; Rosaceae. The record is from the annotation of a GenBank genome assembly.